Molecule: messenger RNA, 1080 nt
Organism: Salvia hispanica
Lineage: Eukaryota; Viridiplantae; Streptophyta; Magnoliopsida; Lamiales; Lamiaceae
Source: RefSeq, a predicted model, not a curated record
AUGGAGGGCGGCGGUAGGACGAUGAGCACCAGCAGCAUUGGGAAAAUAUCAUCCCCUUGGCUGAUGCUACCGUCGUCGUCAUCCUCGGAGGCGUUGUAUAGUAAGUUUUACAGCCUUCCAGAGAUGAAAGUGGUGAGCAUCAAGAAGGAAGCACCGCCGCCUCCGUGGGCACAAGGCGAGGUGAAACAUGUGGGAUACUCCCACGGCUGGGUGGCAUUAUACAACAGAGACAAUCGACAAACUUUCCUUUCCGAUCCCAUCACCGGCCGUCACAUAAAGCUUCCCGACAUCCACGCCUUGCGCCCAUAUUCCUCCAUCAUUUGGCCCCACAUGAUCAUCCUAUCCUCCCCUCCCACCGCCCACGACUGCCGCGCGAUCAUGGUGUACGGCCCCAGAUUCUGCAUCGCGGUCUGCUUCCCCGCCCACACCAGCGCCACCUGGCUCCCCGUCUGCGGCCAAGGCUCCUACACCCAACCCGUUUACUCCACCCACCACAACCGCCUCUUCUGCAUAGCGGAACAUGACGCGGUCGGGUGCUGGGACCUCGAAUCUUCCUCCUUAGUAUGGAAGUCGGAUCCUUAUUUUAACAAGGACAACGACAAGGGCUGCCAUUACAAUAAGUAUCUGAUGACUGAUGAACAUUCGGGCCGGCUAUUUCUAGUGAUACGUAAAGUGGUGAACCAGGUCGGGCGCGACGGAUCGCUCGUGAAAUCCAUCCGCCUUAAGAGUGGCUACAACGACUACGAUAGUUACCCACACAAAACCACUAGUUUCGAGGUGUAUGAAAUUGAUGCCAAGGAUGGUAAAAUGAGGUACAUGCACGCUUCAUUGGAUGGUUUCACAAUGUUUGUCGCAUGCAACCACUCAUUCGUGAUGCAAGCAGCGGACUUGAACUUGAGUCCAGAUUCGAUUUAUUUCACUGAUAAUCUAAUUUUUACUUACGAUGGUAGAUGUAAUCAUGAUAGUGGCAUCUUUGAUUACGUGGAUAGGAAAGUAUCUUCCAUCUAUUAUCCCUCUCAUGUCUCUCAGAUAUCACACACGCUUGCUCCAACCAUGUGGUUCACUCCAAUUUCCCACUAG